AACCACGUGUUGCGCACCACCGUGCAUUAAACCGCCAACUGAUUUGAACCUAUCAAAGCACGCCGUCCGUUACUAUGGUAAUGCGAAAGUCAAGGCUUUUUGUUUAUUUAUCGAUCAAAUGAAGCGCUGGAAUGAAGUUUCCGACGGGAAAAAGCAGUACAACAACCCUUAGCCAUCCCGUCCGAAAGGUUUUUCCAGUGCAUCGGAAUUCACCGUUACAGAAAGGUCGUCAUCAUUAAAUUUGCAGAGGAAUUUUUUAAUUUCUUCAAGUAUUUAAAGUGCUAGGUGAACUGAUACUGCAUUCCGAGAUGACGUACCGUAGUCAUAACGUGGGACCGUCGCGUGCAUUCGAUCAUAUCUACGACCCGCUGUACGUAGCCUCGGACCGGAAGGACGUCUGCCGGGCGAAUCAUGCAGCACUCGCAAAAUCGGCACCGAUUGGCAUAUUUCCCGUGUACCAGUCGAUGUUUAGUGAGCUGCCACGGUUGACGCGAAACCAUUAUGUGAUGCAUCGCAAUCCGCUGCCCUACUAUCCGGAGCUGCAGGUAAAUCCGAUCCGGUCGUACGGUUACCAGCAACAUCCGGACUUGUCGAAAGUACUCGGGGCCGAACGUGCAAAGUUCUUCUGCCACCCGAACGCGGGUGAAACGGGAUGCAAUGUACGGUACGCUCCGGAUUAUGUGCCCGGUCCGGCAGAAGGAACGGACGAGUACUGUGCGUGCGAUGAUGAGUAUGAGGAUGGACCCGACGGUCAACAGCAGCCUCGUUUCCGGGAGGUUGCCUCACAGACGGUGUAUCGGGAAUCGUCCGCCCAGACACAGCCCUGGAUGCCGACGGCCGUGCUAAAGGAGAACGCAAUGCCAGCGGCGGAGAUUGUGUACGUGGCCGAGAUGUUACAACAUACGCGCUUUCCGGGUGUAAAUGAGGUGGAAAUAGUGGAACGGGCACGCCGGAAACGAACCUGGGAGUAUGCCCUCGGCAGCUGUGACUCGCUAGAUGAAUGGCGUCAGCAGAAGCUGGUACUGCAGAUAUUCGAAUGGGAGGAAUGGGUUGCCCGGGAGCGUCAGAUCGAUCGGUACCAGAUGUUACGCCUGCAGCUGGUAGCCAAAAUAAUGGAGAAACGUGAACGAGACACACACCAGGCAACGGAAGGUAAGAUGGAAAACACCAAGCGUCGCAUUAAUCAGGUUAGAAAUCAGGCAAUGCAAAAGUUGGAAGCAACUUUCGAACGUAACUUGCGGAAGUUGGAGCGAAAGCGACAUGCAAUGAGUGUACGGUACGGUGGCAAGAACCGUGGACAGGAUGCAGUCGAGUCGCUGGCACUGGAAGCGUUGGCUGGAGCGAGGAAAAAGUACUCGAAACAAUCGUACGAUUAUGAUCCAAAUCUUAUUGAAGUGGGAUUGGCCAAGCUGGAUAAGAAAACAGCAGUGCCGCAGAAAUUCGUGAACCCGCGCGACCAACGUCCGGAGCUUUGGAAACCCAAGGAGGUUUGCCGUGAGUUCCAGAAAGGUUUCUGGUCUGACAAUUUCCUGCGUAAACUUUAUGAAUCGUUGAAGCAAUUCCGCAAUCGCAAAGAUAGUGAGCGUACGAUCCCACAAUGUCUGAUCGUUGUUUCAUCUCCAACGGAAAGUGUCGUCGUUUCACCCAUCGCCCCAUCACCGGAGAAAGAAAACGACAACUUGUACCAGCAAGCGGUUCUGUUGCAGAAGCUGAUUAAGGGUAGAGCGACCCAAGAGAUGAUUCAUCGUGAUUACGCCAGUGAGCAUGAUCUGAUGGAUGAUUUGAUAGCGUCGCAUCGGUUGCCGGUUGUGGAGGAAUUCUUUCCGGUAGACAGCCAGCAUCUGACAGGCACGGAGAGGGGUGGAGGCAGUGUUCGAGAGCGUUAUCUGCAAAUUCUAAAGAACGAGCAACUGUUGGACGAGUUUAUUGAGAGUAGUACACACGCACAGAUGAGUUCGUUGAUGAGUACACUCGAACGGGAGCUAACACGGCUUCAAAACGAGCGUAAUACGCAGGCCUUCUAUCUGCUAGCGGAAAGGGAGCGUCAUUUGCGGGAGUCGUCUGAACACGAAAAUCUUCCUCCGAAUGCAGAUCGCAAGCAACAGCUCAGCGGCGAUGAGAUGGCCAUAUACUUAGAAAACGCCUUGUUGGAACAGGCGGAUAAUGUGGAUGAGAUGCGUGAAAAGAUUCACCAUAUGGCGCGUAAAUUUGACGAGGAAGCUGAUCGUCGUAGUGAUGGCAGCUCACUAUUGAUGACCGGCGAGGAUAUCAUGACUGGAAACCGCGAGGCACUCGGCAGCAUCGUAGGAUCACUCGCUGAUGAGAUGCUUCUGCCGGAUCUGUUCCGUCGAGCGGCAAGAGAAAACAUUAAAUUCAAACAACGAACCGUAUUGGCUAAUGUGCACGAAUUGAUCUACAACCGGAAGGACGACGAGGGAACGAAUGAGAAGGAUAACGAUGAAAGAAAGCCGAAACCGGUUCAGGGAGAGCAGGAACGUUUGCCAGAAGAAAGACGAGUGGUAAAUGGGUUGCUCGAUGGUAUUAUCGAUAGAGCCGUAUUGCAGCCACCGGUCGUUGAUUCCGCGUACUCGGAGAAUGAAGUUGAGGAACUGCCGGAAGAUGAAGAGGAGAUGGCUGAAAGCGAUUUUUCGGCGCUUGACUACGAAGGAUUAGCGGAGGGUGAAGAUGUCCAGGAGGAGGAAGAAGAAAUUUCUCGAAUGGCGAAUGAGCUGAUCGACGACAUACUGAGCCAUGUACUGGAUGUAUCGGAGUGAAAUGAUCGAUAGGUCAAUUUCAAGGCCGGGAACAUCACGAAUGAAAUAUGAAUUUAGAUCUCUACCGGUUGAUGAUUAAUUUCGUACAUGUGCACCAGAUACGAAAUGUUUAUAAAUUGUGAGUAGGUAUGCACAAACAAAUGUAUUUUUUAAGAAUUAAUCACAAAUGGCGAUAAUCAUUGCCAUAUCCUUCAUUGCAUGAUAAGCUUGGUCGAAACGCCUAUGUGCAGUGGAACGCUCAAUUACAAUUUGUCUCACAAUGAAGCUGUACUCAUAUUGAUCUUUUGGAUGCUGUCUGAUCAUGGAAAGGCAUGCAAUAGUACAAUAACUUUAGUGUGUUGCACAUUAUUUCUCAACUCUCAAGCACUCAACAAUAGUUUUCUUCUCGGCAUACGAUUAGUUGCAAAACUAUCCUUCGGAAUAUUAAGCUUUUUAGAAUGUUCUACAAUAUUUCUACCUAUAUCAAAAACUAAAAGAAUAGUUUGAAUAAAAAGAAUCGAUUUGAUUAAAUAAAGAGCAUUUAGAGUGAAAGUAAUUUACGGUUAUAAAAAGAGAAAAAAUAACGGAAAUAUUAUAUUUAGAACAACAUUUACAAAAAUUUCCCACUGUGCGACAGUAGUUCGUGUGACUGCUCAAAAGAUGGCGCUACUGUAUUUCUGCAUAAAUUCCCAGGCGACGAAACUAUUGACGCUUUAGUACAAAUAAAUGCU
Molecule: messenger RNA, 3484 nt
Organism: Anopheles funestus (African malaria mosquito)
Lineage: Eukaryota; Metazoa; Arthropoda; Insecta; Diptera; Culicidae
Product: cilia- and flagella-associated protein 91-like
Exons: 3
Coding region: 309-2774 (821 amino acids)
Source: RefSeq, a predicted model, not a curated record